AAACGUCGACGGAUUUCGUAAACAUUACCGCCUUUUAAAACACGUGUAACCGAACUCCGCUCGGCACCGUUUUUCAUUGGCAACGGUCGAUCGUUGCGCACGGACAUACACUAAAUUCCCCACUACGUCCUGCCGUCCCGCUACUCCAACUGACAACAGUGGCCGAUAAAAAACAAUUUGUGGUCAUUUCUGGGUAACCGGACCGUAGUUCCAAAAUACCGUUGUUGCGUACAAGAACAGUGCUGCAGGUGAACAGGUAAUACAAUUGGUUCAAUAACUUAAACCGACUUAAACCUAAUCUGACUUUUGAGACCGUGCCCGGGGUUCAACGUGCCCCCUGAACACCUCGGCAUAUCGGAUUGAAAAUGAUACUUACUGGCAUAACACAUAGCCGCACAUAAACACGAAGUGCUUCGUGCUUCCGAAAUUCGUGCCCCGGCUGCUUUAUUCGGAGGGCUCGACGAGUGACUAGUGCGGGUUCACACGAACACCGGUACACGGCGCGGGAACGUAAUUAACAUUGUCAUAUAUGUUUUGUAUUUGACCAAUAACGUAUUCGUAUUUUAUAUUUUUCCCGUCUGCGUUUAGCUAUACAAUCGUCUUUUCUUCAUAGAACAGUACGGAUCGUUACUGCCAUCUAGCGUUGUGAUUCCGGCUAUUGGGGGCUUUCGGUUUUCACAACAUUAAUCCUUGAAUAUCCGGGGUAUAGACAAUUCAAAUAACAUGACACCAUGAUACUCAUUUCUUAUCAAAACGGUCUCUAGACUCGGUUGCUGUUUACACACCAAUUAAUGUCGCCGUGUCUCGGUCGUGUUUUUGAUAAGCUUUGACAAGUGGUUGAAUUCCGCUGAUAAGAACAUUUGAAAUUACAAUGGCGAAUUGACACCAUGUAUUAUUAAUUUUUUCUAUAAAUCAAUAACGUAAUAAUAUCAUAUUUGUUUAUGUAUUAAUAUUGAAUUAAUGUUCGAAAUGUUUUAAGAAGAAACAAUUUCGGUCGUCAUGAACUCAGAUCUGUCGCCCUAUUGCCAGCCCGGACCAUCCACCUCAAAAGAUGAACAUUGUCCAUCAACAUGUACGGACAAUCAAAUUCAAUUUCCUCCUUACCACUACAAAAUAGAUGCACCAGGAUCAUCAACGUCUAGUGGGCAACUGCCAUACCCGGUGCCUAUGUCAACCUGGCCAGACAGUCAGAGUUUUCCUUCGUACAUGACGAUGGCAGUAAAUGCUGCACAGCCGCCAUCAUAUAUUUAUCCACCAACUUCUAGCUUAAGAUUACCACCGACUGAACAAAUACCUCCCAAUUGUUUGGAUUGGACCAUUAAUCCUAUAAAACCUCUUCCUCGGCAGUUUAAAACUACAUCAGAACCAUUAUUUACCCUUGGAUACAGUUCAACUAUAUCAGAAAAUUGGAUGGAAGGUGACAAAGGGCUCCAGUACAGUAUUAAAAAUUUCACUUUUUCCACCAAAAGGAUUAAUAGUUUAAACGAAGCUAGUACCAGUCAAGUUCAUGAGGAGUAUGAUUCUUUGCUUGUAUCCAUCCCUCAGGUAUACUUAAAAAUAUAUAAACUAUAAGACUUGUUUUCCAAUCUUCCAACCUUUUUGUUAUGGCAACUCACAACAAAAAAUUCAAAUAUGGCAUAAAAUAUGACAUUAACAACACAAUUUUUUUUAAGUAAUUUUAUCAAAUAAUAUAAUGUGAUAAGUACUGAAUAACUCAAUUCUGGUAAACAUCAUUAAGAUUGAUGAAUAAAUUAAUAGUAAAUGAAUACCAAUUGACAUAACAUAGUAAUAAAAUUCGUUUUACUGUUAAUUUUAGACUAUUCAUUUUUUUUUCAUGUUGUGCUAAACUGCCUGAUUGAUUGUACAAUUACAUUUUGGCUUAAACUAAUGGCUGUGGUUUAACAAAUAGUAUUAACUAAAAUUAUAAAAUUUAAUUAAUUUGAAAUAAGUGUUUAAUAAUGAAUUAAAACUUCUUUCUUACUUUCUUUCACUGAUAAGUAAUAAGUAUGACAAUGAUACCAUUAAUAUUUAUUAGCGCAUCUACCAAUGAGACGACCAAUUUCCCCAUUCUCUUAAUGAAAUCAUACCUACUAUAAAUUAAUAUGAUGUAUAUCUAUUAUAUUAGUCGUCCUACAUACUAUUUUACAUACAUUUCAAAUAAAAACAUAACUUUAUAAUUUGUAAUUAAUUUAUUGAUAAAAUUAUUUUCUUUUUGAUAAUUAAGAUAUUUUUCUUAUUAAUUUCCUAAAAGCGACCCAUUAAAAAUAUUUUACAAACCAUAGGUUGGGAAACAAUGAAUUAUAAUAACCUAACGCCAUUAUAUUUACAUUUACUCUAAAUUUUUAUUUGUACACAAAUGUGAAAUAACAUUCUAUGUAUAAUUUCAAUAGAAUCAAUUUUAAAAUUAGAAGUAUUUAAAUUUUAGGCACUAGAAGGAGAUUACCACUAUUAUGUUUGGCCAUCAUCACCUGUACUUGCUUGGAUUAUAUGGGAACAUAGACUUGAACUACCUGGUAAAAGGAUUUUAGAAGUUGGUUCUGGAACCUCAUUGCCAGGUAUAGUGGCUGCCAAAUGCGGAGCUAUUGUUACCUUGACCGAUGACCCCACUAUACAAGGAACUAUCAAACACAUUCAGAAAUGCUGUUAUAUGAAUGGCUUGUACCCUGAACAAGUAUAAAUUUCAAUACCAUUUUUCUAAUCCCAUCUAUUUAUAAUUUGAUAUUAAUUAAAUAUUUUUUUUCAGAUUAGAGUUCUUGGAUUGCAAUGGGGAUACUUUUUCCGUGAAACAUUAAAUAUUGGUCCAUUUGAUUUAAUUAUCGGAUCAGAUUGUUUUUAUGAACCGAAUAUGUUUGAGGAUUUAAUUGCGACUAUUUCAUAUUUACUAGAACGCAAUCCUUUGGCUAAGUUUAUGACAACAUAUCACGAAAGGGACCCAGAAUAUGGAAUUGAUGAACUGGCGGCAAAAUGGAAACUAAAUUGUACACACAAAUCAUUAGAAGACUUAGGCAAAAAUAAUGAAUUAGAUAUUUAUGAAUUAAUGAAAGGCAACGAUAUACAUUUAAUAGAAAUUACCAGAAAAAUUGUAAAAAAAAAUGUGACCCAAUAGUAAGUAAAAUGUUUUGCUUUACUUAAAUAGUAUUAUUCCGUCCAAUUAAUAAAAUCAUUGAUUUUAUAAUAUAUAUAUAUAUAUUAAGUUAUAGGAUAACUUACAAUUUGUACUUAGCAACAGUGGUGAACUUAAUUGACAUCCACAUUCUGCUCUUUUAUACAAUGAUAAGAAAAUAUUCCACCGUACCACUAUCCCUAACAGGAAACCAUUUUUACCUAUUCCCUAUUCUAUUUAUAUAGAGCAGCUUAUCUUUACAGUCUAAAAUCAAUGGUUACAAUAAUAAUCAUCAUAAUAGUUUUUAAGUUGUUUAGGUCACUACAUUAUUUUAAAAGAUUAGAAUCAUUUAUGUAUCCAUUUAUAAGGCUUAUGCCUUGAAAUUAUAGAUCUCGAUUAUUUAGAAAUUAGGAGGUUAAAACUAGAUUUGUUUUUUCUCCAUAAAGUACUGUUUGGUACAUACAUUUUAUGGCCUGACUUAAUUGAAUGACUAUCCUUUCACAGUCAAAUUAUACCAUAAGUUCAGCUAUUAUUCAUACAAAGUGCCAUAUAAAUUUGCUAAACUUUGACCAAUGAUGUAUAAUGAUGAUAAUCAUAAAAUAUAUAAUUUUUUUUUAAAAUCUAUAAUUACUUAAGUUUACUUUUUAUAGUUGUAUUAACAUCAUAUAUUUAUAUAAAUACUUUUCAAUGUAUAUAUUCUUUUCUUGUUUAAUUUAUGAAUUGUUUAUUCUUGUUAUAUUUCCACAAAUUAUAACAUUCAUCAAAAUUAAUCAACAUGUUGUUUAAUAAAUGAGCAUCUGCUCAUUUGAAUCUAAAAUAAAAUUUUAACACAAAAUUUAAACACAAAAAAUAAAAUCUUUUACAUUUAUAUGAAUAAUUUAUUUUCCCAAAAAUAUUUUAUAUUGAAAUUAUCGUUAGUUCACAGUAUUAAAAUAGGCAUGCUAAGAAUCUGUUUUAUUGUAUAUGAAUAAUAAUAACGCUAGACUCAAAUUAUUAAAGUAAACGAAAUGACCAAACCAAAAUAUAACAAUAUUUAUAUUAAAGUUUAGUAAAAUUCGAAAAACCGUAAUAAUUGAUCUUUGUAUUGUUAGUAAAUCUAACAUUUUUAGUAUUCAAUAAAAUUUGUAUGAGUGGUUGACUUGGCAUGUUCUUGUGCUUGUGUCUGUCCAAUCAUAAUGUAUCCACAAUCAUUACACUUAAGAGUAAAUCGAUUAACAUCUGUAUAUUGUUUACUAGACUUAGCUUCAUUGGCUAGCAUUUGAGCAGCUUCUAACAUGCGUUCAUCAUUUGUGGGAAAUAAUGUUUGAAUUUCUCCAGGCUGAAAUACAUUUUAAUUUAACUUUUUUUUUUAAAUAAACAGGUAUUAGGUUAAAAUAAAUACAAAUUAAUGUACCUAUUGAAAAAAAAAAAAAAUACUUACAGCAAAUGGAGAUUCUAAAUAGAGUGGAUCGUAGUGUAUACCAUCAUAUAUUAAAAAUACUCUAUGAGCAUAAUUUUUAUCUUCACCGAAUUUACUAAUAGAACCGCUUUGAGUAUCAAUUACAGCAAUUUCCACUCCAUAAAAAUCAGCUAAAAUAGAUACUUCAAUAGCACCGCCCCAUGAAUUUGGAUUUUGUAUCCAUACACAGUAGUCUGUGUUUGGUUUACCUAAAACAGCUUCAUUGAAUGUUUCUUUAUCAUUCUUUACUGCACUGGCUAUAAUCUCACGCAUGUAGUUGCCACUAUUUAAAUCAAUUCUACCUA
Molecule: messenger RNA, 4846 nt
Organism: Cinara cedri
Lineage: Eukaryota; Metazoa; Arthropoda; Insecta; Hemiptera; Aphididae
Source: the annotation of a GenBank genome assembly